GCUGCAGGAUUCUCCUGCCUCAGCUUCCUGAGUGGCUGGGACUUCAGGCAAGCGCUACCACGGCCGACUCGAGGAUGCCCAUCUUGCAAAAGAAUCUAGCAGCUUGGGCAGCAGCAGAUCCUCAUCGAGAGAGGCAGGCGAGGCGGGACGGAGAGCCAAGUCCAAGGGUUGAAAAUGUCCGCUUGGUAGACCGAAUGUCUUGUAAAAAAGCAGCGCUGGGGACUUUAUAUUUGACAGCGACUCAUGUCAUCUUCGUGGAAAAUGCACCCGACACAAGGAAAGAAACCUGGAUUCUUCACAGUCAGAUCUCCACCAUUGAAAAGCAGCCAACGACGGCUACUGGUUGUCCUCUGCUUAUUCGCUGCAAGAACUUUCAGAUUGUCCAACUUGUCAUACCGCAGGAGAGAGACUGCCAUGAUGUGUACAUCUCCCUGAUACGCCUCGCACGGCCAGUGAAAUACGAGGAGUUAUACUGCUUUUCCUUCAAUCCCAAGCUGGAUAAGGAAGAAAGAGAACAGGGCUGGUUGCUGAUUGAGCUCAGUGAAGAAUACAAGAGAAUGGGCCUCCCUGAUAACUAUUGGCAGCUCAGCGAUGUGAACAGAGACUACAGAGUUUGUGACUCUUACCCCACGGAACUGUACGUCCCCAAGUCAGCCACAGCACACAUCAUCGUGGGCAGUUCCAAGUUCCGGAGCAGACGGCGAUUUCCUGCCCUUUCUUACUACUGUAAAGAAAGCCAUGCCUCCAUCUGCAGGAGCAGCCAGCCCCUUUCCGGCUUCAGUGCUCGGUGUCUGGAGGACGAACAGAUGCUCCAGGCCAUCAGGAAAGCCAAUCCCGGAAGUGACUUCAUUUAUGUCGUGGACACGCGGCCUAAACUUAAUGCAAUGGCCAAUCGCGCUGCAGGGAAAGGCUAUGAGAACGAAGACAAUUAUUCCAAUAUCAAGUUUCAGUUUAUCGGGAUAGAGAACAUCCAUGUCAUGAGGAACAGUCUUCAGAAAAUGCUGGAAGUGUGUGAGCUUAAAUCGCCCUCUAUGAGUGACUUCCUGUGGGGGCUAGAGAACUCAGGCUGGCUAAGGCACAUCAAAGCCAUCAUGGAUGCAGGGGUCUUCAUUGCAAAGGCAGUUUCAGAGGAAGGGGCAAGUGUGCUUGUCCACUGUUCCGACGGCUGGGACAGGACUGCCCAGGUGUGCUCAGUGGCAAGCCUGCUGCUGGACCCUUACUACCGGACUGUGAAGGGCUUCAUGGUAUUAAUUGAAAAGGACUGGAUUGCCUUUGGACAUAAAUUUAAUCAUAGAUAUGGCAAUUUAGAUGGCGACCCGAAAGAAAUCUCUCCAGUCAUCGACCAGUUCAUUGAGUGCGUCUGGCAGUUAAUGGAGCAGUUCCCUUGCGCCUUCGAGUUCAACGAGAGGUUUCUGGUUCACAUUCAGCAUCAUGUUUACUCCUGCCAGUUUGGAAACUUCCUAUGUAACAGCCAGAAGGAGAGGAGGGAGCUCGGGAUUCAAGAAAGAACCUACUCUUUGUGGUCACACCUGUGGAAGAAUCGGGCUGACUACCUCAAUCCUCUGUUUAGAGCUGACCAUAGUCAGACCCAGGGGAGCCUUCAUCUGCCUACAGCUCCCUGCAACUUCACAUAUAAGUUUUGGAGUGGCAUGUAUAACCGCUUUGAAAAGGGGAUGCAGCCUCGACAGUCUGUUACAGAUUACCUCAUGGCCGUGAAGGAGGAGUCCCAGCAGCUGGAGGAGGAACUGGAGGCCCUAGAAGGGAGGCUGGAAAAAAUUCAGAAAGUCCACUUAAAUGGCACCAAAGUGAAGAGUAAGCAAAGUGAACCCAGCAAACACUCAGGAUUUUCUACCUCAGACAACAGCACGGCCAACACUCCUCAGGAUUACAGUGGGAACAUGAAGUCCUUCCCAUCCAGGAGCCCUUCCCAGGGUGAUGAAGACUCUGCUCUGAUUCUAACCCAAGACAAUUUGAAGAGCUCAGAUCCCGAUCUGUCAGUGAAUAGCGAUCAAGAGUCUGGGGUGGAGGAUUUGAGCUGCCGAUCUCCAAGUGGUGGUGAGCAUGCACCCAGCGAAGACAGUGGCAAGGACCGGGACUCUGACGAAGCUGUGUUUCUCACUGCCUGAAGUUUCCCUUUGGAGUUCCAAGGUAAAAGACACAGAAACACUUUCAAAUUGAGGGGACAGUGCAAUUCAUAAUAAAAAUACCUUGAGAAAUGGCACGUUCCAUCCACAACCAUAAAAUACAGCUAUGAACAUGAAAAAGAAAAAGAGAAUACAGUCUUUCAAUAGCCACUUCUUUUAUCAACUCAUAAUGAGACUGUUCAGCAUUCCUGAGGCUCAUGCUGGACGGUGAAAGUGCUAUUCACUAUGAAGAAACAAACCAUCAUCUCCUGAGGUGGUCCAUACAUGUCCUCCCAGACACAGCCUCUCCUCUCCUUCCCUUCUACUGUUAACGGCUUAGAACUUCACUUCACUUCCAAAUACAGUGUGUUUUCUGAAACAUUUGACAUUUCCUUCUGCCUUUACCAAUAAUUUAAAAAAUAAGUAUUGAAAGUAAUCUUUUUGUUAAUAAAUAUAUUCCUAAAUAGCUUUGAAAUUAAUCUUUCAGGUAGGAUAAUCCUUUUAACUUCUCAUUAGAUGAUAUUUUAAAUUAUAUUUCCCCCUCUGGAGUAUCUUCUGCUUUUCUUCAUCACAGAAAAAUGCUAAAAUGUAUGUUUUUCUUUAACAUGUAUGUAGUAUCAGAAGUCUCACUUUAUCUCAAAUAUGAAUCCAGAUAUCAGCUCUUAGCAACCUUUUAUUACUAUUUCAGAGACUACAUUUACCAAAACUGUGAGCCACCACCAACCUGUAAUACAUCAGCAAGGGAAAACUAGAGUGAAGAACUAGGGAUUCUGUGUCUUAGUUACUUUUCUCUUGUCAUGAGACACCACAGCCAAGGCCACUGGAAGAAAGAGUUUAUUUGGGCUGACAGUGUCAGGGGGUCAGAGUCCAUGACUGCCAUGGCAGAGGAGCACAGCAGCAGGCAAGGGGCUGGAGCAGUGACUGACAGCUCACAUCUUCACACAUAACCCAGAGGCAGUGAGAGCUCAUUGGGAAUGCUGUGGGCCUUUUGAAAUUUAAAGCCAGCUCCCAGUGAUGGUGUAUACCCCCUCCACCAAAGCCACACCUCCUAAUCCUUCCUAAACAGUUCCACCAACUGGGAACCAAGCGUUCACAUAUAAGCCUUUGGGUCAUUCUUCAAACCCCUACAUCACGUCCAUUAGACAUGGGGAGUAAAGGUUAUAGUGCUUUUCACUUUACAAAUUAGCUAACAAAUUAAUGUUUUCAGUAACGUUAGCAAUAUCUCAUGGUAGGACUGAUGAAUGCCAUUUCUGAAGUUUCUGUUAAAAUGUACAUUUAGAGCAGCAUUAUUCCCAUCUUAUGCUAAAAAACAAGAUCUGAAUCAAACUUUUGAUCUGAAGACUCUUCAUGGAGAAAUGUUGCUGUGUUUGAACACUGAAAUGUUAUUAUUGUAUGAUUCUGCAAUAUUAAUACAUUCUAAUAAAGAGAUAAAUUUAACCUUA
Messenger RNA from Onychomys torridus (southern grasshopper mouse), 3565 nucleotides. RefSeq names its product myotubularin related protein 7 (gene Mtmr7). The transcript is spliced from 14 exons. The coding region runs from base 75 to 2126 and encodes 683 amino acids. Lineage: Eukaryota; Metazoa; Chordata; Mammalia; Rodentia; Cricetidae. Gene Ontology annotation, molecular function: phosphatidylinositol phosphate phosphatase activity. The record is from RefSeq and is a predicted model, not a curated record. Gene Ontology annotation, biological process: phosphatidylinositol dephosphorylation.